Molecule: messenger RNA, 233 nt
Organism: Salarias fasciatus (jewelled blenny)
Lineage: Eukaryota; Metazoa; Chordata; Actinopteri; Blenniiformes; Blenniidae
Product: zinc finger and BTB domain-containing protein 25
Exons: 2
Coding region: 57-233 (58 amino acids)
Biological process (GO): regulation of transcription by RNA polymerase II
Molecular function (GO): protein binding; RNA polymerase II cis-regulatory region sequence-specific DNA binding; DNA-binding transcription factor activity, RNA polymerase II-specific
Source: RefSeq, a predicted model, not a curated record
UCAGCUCUGCAGCAGCAGCUCGGCUCGUGAGGACAAUCUGCUCGUUUCUGCGGGACAUGGAGGUGUCUUCUCACAGCCUGUUCCUGCUGCAGCAGCUCAACGUCCAGCGGGAGUUCGGGUUCCUGUGUGACUGCACAGUUGCCAUUGGUAACGUCUACUUCAAGGCUCACCGAGCCGUUCUGGCCGCCUUCUCCAACUACUUCAAGAUGAUCUUCAUCCACCAGUCCAGGUGA